Messenger RNA from Dioszegia hungarica, 3189 nucleotides. RefSeq names its product putative delta DNA polymerase. The coding region runs from base 1 to 3189 and encodes 1062 amino acids. NCBI's taxonomy places the organism in Eukaryota, Fungi, Basidiomycota, Tremellomycetes, Tremellales, Bulleribasidiaceae. Gene Ontology annotation, molecular function: DNA binding; DNA-directed DNA polymerase activity; nucleotide binding. Gene Ontology annotation, biological process: nucleotide-excision repair, DNA gap filling; base-excision repair, gap-filling; DNA replication proofreading. Gene Ontology annotation, cellular component: delta DNA polymerase complex. The transcript has 18 exons. The record is from RefSeq and is a predicted model, not a curated record.
AUGUCCGAGCCUAUCAACAAGAAGAGGAAGCUCCAGGUGAACGGAAGUAAUGGGAUCGUCAAGCAGGAGAGCUUUUCGGAUAUCCUGAUGCAGCUGGAGGCAGAGGAAGAUGCUUCGGGCGACAAUAUCGAGACGGACAAGGCGUGGCCUCGGCCUGCUGUGCCAAACUUCGACCGCAAGACCGACUCCAUCAUGUUCCAGCAGAUUGAGGUGGAAGAAGCGGUCGAGCCUGGUCUCGGGCCGACAUUACGCCUCUUUGGAGUAUCGCAAGAAGGCAACUCUGUCCUCGCGCAUAUCCAUGGCUUCAGGCCAUACUUCUACGUCGCUGCUCCUCCGGGUUUCCUCAACAAGGAUCUCGAGUCCCUAAAGGACACCAUCAACGCCAAUGUCCAAUCUGCCAUACCCUCGGUGACUGGCUGCACUAUCCACAACCGCAAGUCAUUAUGGGGCUACCGCGGAGACGACAACGUACCCUUCAUCAAGAUUACAUGCUAUGACCACAAGAGUCUGUCGAGGAUACGAGCUGAUCAAGCACGCGCCUUUGAACGAAAUCAGAUCAACUAUAACAAUCUCUUCCCCGACGAGUUGAUGACCUUUGAGAGCAAUAUCGCAUACACGCUUCGCUUCAUGAUAGAUACAAAGGUUGUGGGGAUGAACUGGGUAGAACUGAAGGGCGGAAAGUACACGGAGAUGCAGGGGUCGGAGAAGAAGUCGUUGUGUCAGAUUGAGGUGUCGUGUCACUACAAAGACCUGAUCUCGCACGCGCCAGAAGAAGAAUGGGCCAAAAUCGCUCCCCUCCGCAUCAUGAGCUUCGAUAUCGAGUGUGCUGGACGAAAGGGUAUCUUCCCAGAAGCGCAGAUCGAUCCGGUCAUCCAAAUCGCUACUAUGGUCACGCGGCAGGGCGAAACAAAACCGUUCAUCCGAAACGUCUUCACCCUCAAUUCCUGCGCUCACAUCGUCGGCUCGCAAGUGCUCGAAUUCAAGGAUGAAAAGUCGAUGCUGCUGGAAUGGCGCAAGUUCAUCGAGCGGGUCGACCCAGACAUGAUGAUUGGGUACAAUAUCGCCAAUUUCGAUUUGCCGUACUUGCUCGACCGGGCCAAGGCGCUCCGUAUCCCAGACUUUGCGUACAUGGGGCGGAUGAAAGGUAUCCGGUCUGAGGUCAAGGACACACACUUCUCGUCCAAGGCGUUCGGACAGCGCGACUCCAAGGCGGUCAACAUUGACGGUCGACUCCAGCUCGAUAUCCUUCAGGUCAUGCAGCGGGACUACAAGCUGCGAAGUUAUACCCUCAACGCUGUCUGUGCUCAUUUCCUCGGAGAGCAAAAAGAGGAUGUGCACCAUUCGAUCAUUACGGAGCUGCAGAACGGUACGGCGGAUUCGAGGAGAAGAUUAGCUGUCUACUGUCUGAAGGACGCCUACCUCCCACAACGACUCAUGGACAAGCUCAUGUGCUUUGUCAACUAUACGGAAAUGGCGCGUGUCACGGGCGUACCCUUCAACUACCUCCUCUCGCGCGGACAACAAAUCAAGGUCGUUUCGCAAUUAUACCGGAGUGCGGGCGAGGCGGGAUAUGUCAUCCCGGCGCUGAAGAGCGAGGGGUCGGACGAGCAGUACGAAGGAGCUACGGUCAUUGAGCCCACAAAGGGGUACUACGACGUGCCUAUCGCGACUCUCGAUUUCGCCUCGCUAUACCCGUCCAUUAUGCAGGCGCACAAUCUGUGCUAUACGACUCUGCUCGAUAAGGGAACAAUCGAGCGGCUGAAGCUGGUCGAGGGGGAGGAUUAUGUACACACGCCCAAUAACGAUUACUUUGCUACCGUCAAGAAGCGGAAGGGACUGCUACCCUUGGUGCUGGAGAACCUGCUCGCUGCGCGUAAACGAGCCAAGCAGGAGUUGAAGGUGGAGAAGGAUCCGUUCAAGCGGGCUGUGCUGGAUGGUCGUCAACUGGCGCUGAAGAUCUCGGCCAACUCGGUAUACGGUUUCACCGGCGCCACGGUCGGUAAACUUCCCUGUCUCGCCAUCUCGUCCAGUACCACCGCGUACGGUCGACAAAUGAUUGAAGCGACCAAGCAAGUCGUCGAGACCGAAUACUGCAUGAAGAACGGGUACGACCAUGACGCCAAGGUCGUAUACGGUGAUACCGAUUCGGUCAUGAUCAAAUUCGGCUGCCCAGACCUCGUCACUGCAAUGCGACUCGGAGCGGAAGCGGCCGAACUCGUCUCGUCCAGCUUCAUCAAGCCAAUUAAGCUCGAAUUCGAGAAGGUGUACUUUCCGUACCUCCUCAUCAGCAAGAAGAGGUAUGCGGGGCUUUACUGGACCAGGCCGGACAAGUAUGACAAGAUGGACACGAAGGGUAUCGAGACUGUUCGUCGUGAUAACUGUAGGCUGGUAUCUACUGUCAUCGAGACGUGUCUGUUCAAGAUGCUCAUCGACCGAGACGUCAAGGGCGCGGAGGACUACGUCAAGCGGACAAUAGCAGACUUGCUGCAGAAUCGUAUCGACAUGUCUCAACUGGUCAUCACGAAAGCCCUCGCCAAGGCUGAUUAUGCCAACAAGCAAGCCCACGUCGAGCUGGCGGAACGUAUGCGGAAACGAGACGCAGGUUCUGCACCCGCUCUGGGAGAUCGAGUAGCCUAUGUCAUCGUAAAAGGCAUCAAGGGGGCGGCGGCGUACGACAAGUCCGAAGACCCGCUUUAUGUCUUGGAACAUAACGUGCCUAUCGAUACGCGGUACUACCUCGAUAAUCAGCUGUCGAAACCGCUCAUGCGUAUCUUCGAGCCUAUUCUCGGCGAGAAGGCGGGCAGUCUGCUGUCUGGAGAUCAUACCCGCAGUAUCCAAAUCGCCACACCCACGGUGGGAGGUCUCAUGAAGUUCGCGGUGAAGACGGUCACUUGCCUGGGAUGCAAAACUCCAUUACGGACUGCCAAAGAAGGAAUAGCGGUCUGUGUGAAUUGCCGGCCGAAGCUACCUGAUCUGUACCAAAAACAAAUCACGUAUACCUCUUCCCUCCAGGUCGACUUUGCGCGCCUCUGGACCCAAUGUCAGCGGUGUCAGGGCUCCUUACAUCAGCAGGACGUCAUUUGCACCUCGGCAGAUUGUCCAAUAUACUAUCGGAGAACAGCGCGUCAAAAGGAGGUGGCUGCGUCCGUAUUGCAGCUUGAUCGGUUCGCGCAAGAAUCGACCUGGUAG